Molecule: messenger RNA, 741 nt
Organism: Hydatigera taeniaeformis
Lineage: Eukaryota; Metazoa; Platyhelminthes; Cestoda; Cyclophyllidea; Taeniidae
Source: the annotation of a GenBank genome assembly
AUGUCUGCGCUCAGCGCCACAUACGAUGUCGUGGACUUUGAGGAGCAGGAGGUGCAUUUGCCCGAACCCAUUGUCGCCGUGGAUGGAGCACUGGUUCAUCAACUCCUCAUCAUGCACAGGUUUGAUAUCAACCACGUGGAGGGUGAUUUCGUUUUCCAACUGCAUCCCAACCACACCGCAACCUGUCCCCAAUACUUGGUGGUCGCAAGAUUCGCAAUUCCACCGAGUCUGCAAGUGGUGGAUGAGUAUGGCGCCUUCUACUGGGCCAUGCUUCCCUCCUCUACCUCGGUGUGCAGGAACGUGUCCAACUCCGCCGAGUGGCAGCACAUCUACGCGCUGCACAUCCACUCUCACGUCUUGAGUAAGCUCAAGGAGGAGGCGGCAGUGCGCACAAAAGGUGUGCAAAUGCGAGCAGAGGAGUUGCAUCUUCUCUACAUCGGCUAUCGCCAGCUCACAGCACACGAAUUGGACCACUACGACGAGGCGACUGCACCACCUGUGCCAUAUCCUUUCAGGGAUCAGAUUAACACGACUGCCUAUGUGUCAGCCUUCAUGCCUUCGUGUCUUUACAUUGUGCCGGGUGAGGAUGCUUGGCGUAGUGGUGGAUGCAAAGUGAGUUCCUCCUCAAACAACUCCCUCCUAGUAGUCCCUCUUUGUCACAACUUUGAGCAGGAGUGCAGCCAACUCGAAGGAAUGAUGUUGACACGAUUCCUCUUUUCUCCUCUCCUCCACAAUCAUUGA